Messenger RNA from Pimephales promelas (fathead minnow), 1626 nucleotides. Lineage: Eukaryota; Metazoa; Chordata; Actinopteri; Cypriniformes; Leuciscidae. The record is from RefSeq and is a predicted model, not a curated record.
GUGAGUUAAAUAGCUGCUGCCUGCUGAACGGUUAUGUUCAGCGUCUACACCGCCGGUAUCCUACAAGAAGAAGAAGAAGAAGAAGAAGAAGAAGAAGAAGAAGAAGAAGAAGAAGAAGAAGAAGAAGAAGAAGGGAUUAUGUUGCGUCGAUCGCUGAGGGGACAUUGUUACCUUGUUGUGAUGUUUACUGCUUAUGUUUCAUUGAGGUGUUAGUCAUUGACCUACAAGAAGCAGAGGUGCUGUGAAAGGAAGCCAGAAGGCAAUUAAUGUGCAUUUGUACUCUACAGGGAGUCAAUAAAUUGUGAAAGUCAUCAUAUCCUGAGUCGUCCUUUACAUCGCCUGACCAAGUCCGUUACACUGGUGCCGUGACCUGUCGGAUCUACAGAUCAGCUUGAUGCUCAUCGCCGUGAAUGCUGACGUUCUGUUCUGCAAUCAAGAUUACUUCGUGGUCAGGUUAAAAAGGACAAACUAAAAAGGACAGAGAAGAAAAAAAAACGAGAAAAAAAAAAUAUAUCAGUUUAUUUUUGUUAAUAUUGUAUAAAUAAUUUUUGUUCUUGAGGUUAAUCUGUUGAAACUACUAUCUGUUUCUUUACGAAUAAGCCUAGACACAACGCAAGUACAUUUGAUUAAUUGAAAGUGGACGAUAUAAUAACAAUGGAUAGGUUUGCUAGUCCUAAUCUGCCAAAAGGUAGGGGUGCUUUGCUCUAUGAUACUACUAACAGUAGAGAUGUGGGACAUUCCAAGUGUAAAAAUGAUGGUUACACAGAUACGGGGCUAGGUCAGAGCCCAGGAUGUACUCCUGUUAGUGGGUAUUUUAGGGAUGGUCCCCAAACGUCCACACCUAGCAGUGAUUCUGAUGUCAUUCACCAUCUCACAGAUAUGGUAGGGCAGCUAGGUGCUCAGAUAGGUGAAUCUAUUGUGGCAAAGCUGAUGUCAGCUGGUGUUGUGAACAUGACUGGUGACCAUCAGACUACUUCUCCCGACCAGAACUCACAGUCUGAUGUUAAUAGACGUGACCUCCCACAUGUGACAGUCCAUCUUAAAUCUGAUAAAGGACUUCAGUCCUUCAGAGGUGACAACACUGACAAAACCUCAGUCCAUGAAUGGAUUGACAUGACAAAAACUCAUCUCAGAAAACAAGAGAUUCCUGUGCAUGACCAAGCAGAAGAAAUUAUGAGUCAUUUAAUGGGCAAAGCCAGAGAUCUUGUGAAAAUUGCCCUGCGUAGUGAUCCUGGACUUGAUGUUAAAAGUAAACCUGAACUGAUUUACAAUGUGCUUCUCCACUAUUUCAGUGAGGCCCCCUCAUGUCUCCCACUCACAGACUUUUAUGGUACUCUACCUAAAUCUAAGGAAAACCCAGUUGACUACUGGAUUAGGCUGAACAAGGCAGCAGACCUAGCUCUUGAAGGGUUACACAGACAAGGGAAACAGACGGAGAAUAUGAAUGAUGAGGUGGCCCUUAUGUUUGUCAAAUACUGCCCUGACCCAGAGCUGUCCUGUACAUUAAAGUGUAAGCCAAUUCAUGAGUGGACCUCACGUGAUGUUCAGCUGAGGAUUGACGAUUAUCAGAGAGAGCAGAGGGCUAAUUACAGAUCAACUGUCACUACUCACCUGAAAAGCCUGUGA